AUGGACGUCAAUGAAAUGUACUGAGAGUUCAGAUAUAACGCUUUACAUGGGCAAUAUGUCCAGCUAAAAGAAGAAUACCAUAAGCUGAAAGAAGCAUACCAACAAUCUCUGGAAGCAAACCUCAAAGAAUUUCAUACCAUGAAACAAAUUCAAGAAGACAAUUUACUAUUAAAAAAACAGCUAGAAGAGGCAAAUCAAAAGUUGCAAAAAACGGCGACUAAUGAUAAAAACACUGAAAAUUUUGAUGAUUUUGCGAAAACCCUAUGCUCGAAGUGGCCAAGAAUUGUCAACUCGAUCCCAUUGUUUUCACCUCAAGGCGGGCUUUCAGAUCGAAUUGAGGACACCAGACCAUCCAGCCCUGACUUUUCUACUGAAAAGGUUCAAAGUAUAUCAGGGAAAACACCACAGGUGAACCCUGACCAAAGUGUUGCUUAUGAUAAUAUUGAGCCUUCUAUGUUUGAAGCUUUAUUUAUAGUUGGACCUUCUAAAUCACAGCUAGGAAAUGCAAUGGCAAAGCCAGAAAUCCUUUAUGAAUUUGGAGGAAGUACAAUAGGAUUGCCAAUAAGGAGGGUUAUAGCCGAUUUUUGCUUUCCUACUGGGAUAGAAUUGCGGCCUAUUAGGCACAGCGGCUCAGAAAGUGAAUUCAAUAACUUAAUUUACGGUCAAACAAACUCAGCAAAUGGUAAUAAUUGUUAUAUUUUUACAUUAAGAUCUGAAGGAAAUGUAGAUGGCUGAGUCGAAUAUACUGAUUUGCCAAACUCCAAUCGAGAAGUAAUUUUCUGCAUUUGCAUGCAGAUAGAAGACGUCGCAAUCGAAGAACUGAGUAGCGUUCUAUGAAUCGUUCCCAAAGUGCUAUGCAUAAUGAGCUAUAUCCCUAUAUUUGAGCUUCAUUUCGAAGUCCUAAAGAAUCUGGUCAUGCUGAAACGGCUAAAAAACAUGGAAAACGCAGAUAACGAUAUGAUCACACACAAGCUAAGCCAAGUGGAAAUGAGUGAAGAGCAAAUUGCUUUAAUGAAAACCUACUCAGACUGUGAAAGCGUAUACCCCAAUUUAAAGCUGGUUAUUGAUAUCCCGAGCCUAAAUAGCAUUAAUUAUUGCUGUGCGCAGGACUUAAGCUUAAUUGAUAUUGUUUGGCUUUGCACUCCGCUCUUUACUUCUUUGAAGCUUCAAGAAGUUUUAUGGCUUUUGUCAGCGCUCAUACAGGAAAAGUCAGUGGUAUUUGUGUCUUAUAAUUUGGGGCAACUGACUUCGUGCGUUUUGGGGUUGCAAGCUUUGUUGAGGCCUUUUAAGUGACCUCAUUUGCUGAUACCUUUGAUUCCAGAUUCUUUGAGAGAGCUAUUAGAAGCCCCAGUUCCAUUACUAGCGGGACUUCCAGGGACAGCUCCCGCUUCAAGAAGGAACAUGGUAAACGUAAUUUGGGUACUUUUAGAUGAGCCAAACCAAAUCAGAAGAAUUCAAGGUCCAAAACUACUUAUUCAAGAAGUGCAUGAGCCAAAUGAAUUUUAUCAAAGCAAAGAGCUAUCGAAUUUCGCUUCUGUUUUCACUCAGGAGAGAGUGCAGUUUACUCCAACUCCAGAGCAACGGAAUUCCUGCCUUGAAAUAGCGAAGUUUAUUAAAUCAUAUUGGCUGAAAAUAUUAGGGCUUAUUCAUGAAGAUCUAACCAAAAAUUUCGACGCCCUUCAGGUGCACAUAAUUGACUCGUCUCCGAAAGGUGAUCAUCUUUUCCUUAAUGGGCUCAUGCAGACUCAGAUUUUUAUUAAUUCACUAGAAGAAAAGUUUGUUUGUUUUUCUGUGUGUAUCAUUUUAUCUCCAUUUAUAUAUACAUAAAAAUGGUGACGACAGACCACCCCCGACCUCUCGACCCUAUUUCUUCAACAUCAGCAGGCAACGGCCCAGUGUCGGAGAUUUAGGUGGAAAGGGGCCGGUAAUCCUUUAUGUAUAGUCGGGCUAGGUUUUCUUCGAGCCCGAGGAGCUAAUUCUCGGACUUGGAGUUUUUCCUCCAGGACACCAUUGGAAAGGGCAAGGUCGGCCAAUGUCUGAGGGCAAUAUGACCCUCGGACCCUGAAGACGGUAUUUGCCCAACGAGAAACUGGGAGUUUCGACCCAGAUGGUUGGCCCUUAGACUCCAGAAGCCAUGGGUUGUGCGAAUCCCUUGUUUGAGGCAACAAGGAGGGUGUCCACCGAGGCUCCUCAGGGGCGAUGAGCGUGUAGGGGUGUAAAUCCCUGGCCCUGCAAGGCAAACGGCUUAAUCUAAUCUAAUCUAAUCUCCAUUUAUAUUGGCUUAACAUUUAAAAGAUAAUAUAAGUGUGUAGCAAAUAAUUACAAUAAUGCAGAAUAUACUAAAUUAUUUUGGCUAAAAUCAUUGGAUUAUUUAUGAGAAAUAAAUAUGGCUUUGCAGGCCAAAGCAUUUUUUGUCUGUGUCCAUUAGAAUAAAUUUUUCUGUCUGAUUUGUAUUAACUUUCUGAUAA
Blepharisma stoltei is the source of this 2468-nucleotide messenger RNA. Lineage: Eukaryota; Ciliophora; Heterotrichea; Heterotrichida; Blepharismidae. The record is from the annotation of a GenBank genome assembly.